Colletotrichum scovillei is the source of this 2626-nucleotide messenger RNA. RefSeq names its product MIZ/SP-RING zinc finger. The transcript is spliced from 7 exons. Bases 749 to 2284 code for a protein of 511 amino acids. The record is from RefSeq and is a predicted model, not a curated record. Gene Ontology annotation, molecular function: SUMO ligase activity; zinc ion binding. Gene Ontology annotation, biological process: protein sumoylation. Lineage: Eukaryota; Fungi; Ascomycota; Sordariomycetes; Glomerellales; Glomerellaceae.
CUUCCAUCUUCACAGAGCCCCAGAAGGCCGAUGGUCGCGAAUGACAUCAAAUCUUUGCUAACCCAAGAAAUGGCCCAUAGCCUACUUUGACCUCACUUCAUACUUACGCUGGACUAAUGCCGUUGCUCUUACCUUGGACGUCGAUAUCAUAUUCAUAUUACUGCUCGAUGCAAUAAAGUUCGUAUUGGUGGGGAAGUGCACAAACAAUUUCGCACACAUCAGGGUCGCUACCUGCCAUCGUUGUCGCAUUUGGGAACAUUGGUAUAUCCCUCUGCCUGUCUCCAUCAUCGCAAAGCCGAGAGUGAAGGAGAAAAAAAGACGGGAAGGGCAGCGCAGCAGCAGAGCCGCCGCCACCACCACUACCACCACCAACCCACCAAGCCGUACGGGACGGGAGCUACCUACCCUGCCCUUGCCUUCCUCGACCGACCCAACUGCAACUUCCCCACGCACUUUUGGCUCUUGCCUGUCGGCGCGCACCACGAGCCUCGUCGCUCCUGCCUCGUGUGGUCGCGCCCAUGACUGUUAUUUUCACUUGAGGCCCGUCGCUCUCCUUCUCUUCUUUGCUUUCCACCCAUUCCUCGGCCGACGACUUUGACGCAGACAAGUAUCCGCCACAUACCCCCACGGCCUGUCGACGGCGCCUCUAGGUACCAACGACCGAAGUCGAUCCGACGUCGCACCUGCGAACCUUCAUGAGGCUGUCACCGAAGACACCACCACAACCCUUUCACCUCGCCCGAGAACCAUGACCUCCAUACAGAGGCAUGAGCUCCAGGCUCUGGUCAAGCUGGUGAACAGCAACCAGCUUCUGAACCGCCAAUUAUCCCAAAUUUGUCAGCUCAACGGGCUCACUAGCAGCGGCGUUAAGGCGGCUCUGCAAAGUCGCAUCGUCAGUGCUAUCGAGGAAGCCUUCAAGAACAGCGACGCGACUCGCUUCCAGCAGAUACAACGAAGCAUCGAGACCACAAGGACCGGCUCCUCCGCUUCGCCCGCCUCUCAAAAGAGUGGACGUCCCGCCACAGCGACUCCGCCAGUGUCAAUGAUGCGGCAAGACCAAUACUGGGGGCGCAAUGCUCGUCCCAGCGGUGCGAAUGGCCCUGCUCUGCCCGGGUACGGAUCAAGCGGGCUCUCAUUUAAGAACAGUCCCUUCUACGAGAUCCAGUUCCGGGUCGGCGAUGUGCGCUCGUGCGAGGCUAUGAGCCAGCAUAGGAACAUGGUCUCGAUUCCAGUCAUAGUCAGCGAUAAUCUCAAUCUGAACAGAGUUCUCGAUGACAAGUCACUACGCAUCAUGGUCUUCUGCGCCGGAGAUAACAAUGGCGUCCAGGAUAUCGCGUUUCCUCAUCAGUCGGAGAUCAAAGUCAACGGCAACGAGGUCAAGGCGAAUCUCAGAGGCUUGAAGAACAAGCCAGGCUCGACAAGGCCAGUCGACAUUACGAGUUUUUUGCGUCUGAAAAAUGACAACAGAAAUCUCGUUGAGUUCACUUAUGCGUUGACUCAAAAGAAAUUCUAUCUUGUCCUGAACGUCUGCCGUAUCACCUCGGCGCAGGAUCUGGCCGACAACAUCAAGAAGGGGCAGAAGAUCCCCAAAAACAAGGUGAUUGAGGAGAUCAGCAAGAAAGCGGCGGAUACAGAUAUCGUUACGACAUCUCAAGUCUUGUCUCUCAAGUGUCCUCUAUCCUACAUGCGUCUCGAUGUCCCGUGCCGCUCUGUCAACUGUUCGCACAUUCAAUGUUUCGACGCAACGUCGUACCUCCAACUGCAAGAGCAGGGCCCUCAGUGGCUUUGCCCGAUUUGCAAUAAACCGGCACCAUACGCACAGCUGGCCGUUGACGAGUACGUUAGAGACAUCCUAGCGAACACAUCAAAGUCCCUAGAUCAAGUUACCAUUGAACCAGACGGACAGUGGCGAGUGAACACAGGACAGGACGAGAACAGGCCGACCAAUGGUGGAAGCGGCCUUGUUGACGAUGACGAUGAUGACGACGACGACUGGGGUAUCGUGGAGGUCAACCCAGUUCGCAGUCGAAACUUCGAAACUCCCAACCGGUCAGUAGCCAGCACGGCAACUCCGACGACAACGGUGAUGUCUCGAGAAAGCUCGACGAUGCCGCGGGGCGUGGCCACAACAAGCGCCAAGAGACUGCAUUCGGAUAGGGUGACAAUAGACCUGACCCUAUCAGACGAUGAUGAGCCAGCCGCACCGCCUCCGAAGCGGCAGCAACUACAGGGACCGGGAUCGAGUAACUACAAUAGCAAUGGUUACAGUAGCAGCAUGUUCUGAGGAGGCUAGCCUGGCAUUCUCUAUCAACGAGCUGCGAGAUACGGAGCAUGAGGUUGGCCGCCUCAAUCAGCACGUACAUACUUCCCUACCUAAUGAAGGCGGAUUUGUGGCUCAUGUAUGUGUUUUUUUCUUUGGGCGUGGAAAGGGACGGAUGGAUAGCUGUCCAGGCGUUUGGGAGGCAAAACAUAUUCCAACAGCCCCAACAGCCUUAUGCCAUAGGCAUGAAGCAGGGCGAUAACGGGCGUCUGAGCAGAGCUCUACUUAGAUGUGAGGCAGAUGCCUCAGAGACUUUGCCAGCUUGGUACCUUAGGAAAGCGAGGGGUACAAAUACCAAACACUACG